AGUUGAUGAAUUUGACCACAAAUUUCUGAUUUAAAUGUGAUGUGCACACUUAAUUGAGCAUUAAUUUAUGUGACCAUCUCCCAUUACACGACUCGAUUAAACUCCAUCAGUCAUUGGCGAACAAAAACACGAAACGACUGUCUCAUGAUUCGCCACCUGUCACCCGAAUUAUCGCAUCUUGUUGUCCAUUUAAUUGGUGCAAAAUUGAUGCAACAUUUAAAACCAGUCAUCGAAACGAUGACCGAGAACGAAGGCUUCCGGCGAUUCCGAUCAAUCAGCUGCUAAUCAUUGACAAAUUGACAGUCACCAGCGACCUUGCCGCUUGCGUCCGCGUCAACCGGCCGGCUGUCAAUCAACCUGGGGGGUGAUGAUGAGUGGUAAAUUAAUUUCGCAUUGAUUGACUCCCGACGUCGUACGGAAAGUGCUGAUUUCGAAGAUGACGAUCCCAGCAACCAUUGCGGUGAUGCUUUCGAUGAAGUAGCUCGUGCGUGGUGCAGUGGACCGAAGUGGAUGAGCUGAAGUGCUGAAAUCUGAAGGAAACAUAGUGGAAAAUAUAGAUUAAUUGGGGGAGAAAAUAAAGCAACGCACAGAAGGACGCAACACAUAAGCUGGUUUCAAGCAAUCGUGGAAAAAACUUGCUGAUUUCCAAAAAUAUUCCCCUAAACAAGUUGAUAAUGACAGUUUUGGAAUGGAUAUGGAAUUGUUUCCUGCUUCUGCUAUUUGUAGGUAUCGCGAAGGCGGCACUAUCAUUUUAUUGGCCCUCGAUCGGAGAGUGGAGAUAUGACGAUUUACACCCAUCCCUUCGGUAUCACGAGUCGUGCAGAACGAAGCAGCUUCUCGUGAAUAGCGUCUUUUUCGUUGUCUAUCCUUGCGUCCUGGGCGCCCGUUGGUACCCCGCGAACCGGCAGUGGUCGUUGUGGACGGAGGAUGAAAAGGACAAUACCGACGCUUACGUUCAGUAUUCGCGCGAGGAGGAAGAACUUUUGCGCCAUGGUAUGCUCCGUGGGCGAAUGAUAGUACAGAAGGAAAUUGUACUGCCCACCGAUAGUAUCCCGGAGGAGGAUGUGCCAUCGACCUACAAAACGUACGGUAGGGUAGAUGAUUGCGUUGUUGCAGUGAACGAAGACGAACCGUGUAAUGAGCGGAAUUAUUCUCCAAAAUCAUGUGAACCACUGAACUUGUCGAGAGACGGUGAGGUGAAAGAUUUAAACGAUGAGGACAACAUCCUGCAGAAGCAACCUGCCAAAGCCGCUAUGGAGAGUAUGGAUUCAUCUGCCUCUAGUAGCGAAGCAGAAGAUCAUGAUAACGUGAGAUUAAUUCAAUCAUCUCCGAAAACAUAUCGUGGUAUUUUGUCGGUUGUCGCCCGAGAUAAAAGUUAGUGCUACGUAAGCUCA
Anopheles gambiae (African malaria mosquito) is the source of this 1394-nucleotide messenger RNA. RefSeq lists its product as uncharacterized. The transcript has 4 exons. The record is from RefSeq and is a predicted model, not a curated record. NCBI's taxonomy places the organism in Eukaryota, Metazoa, Arthropoda, Insecta, Diptera, Culicidae. Bases 675 to 1379 code for a protein of 234 amino acids.